CGGCCGCCGGAGGGCGGAGGCGGCGGAGGCGGCGGAGGCGGCGGAGGCGGCGGGAGGGUCUCGGCUGGAGGAGGCUGGCCCGCGUCCCCGCCCAGCCCGCGCCUAUGCGGUACCUGAAGGAUGGCGAAGAGGUCGCGCAGUGAGGAUGAGGAUGAUGACCUUCAAUAUGCUGAUCAUGAUUAUGAAGUACCUCAACAAAAAGGACUGAAAAAACUCUGGAACAGAGUAAAAUGGACAAGAGAUGAGGAUGACAAGUUAAAGAAGUUGGUUGAACAACAUGGAACCGAUGAUUGGACUCUAAUUGCGAGUCAUCUUCAAAAUCGUUCUGAUUUUCAAUGCCAACAUCGAUGGCAGAAGGUUUUAAAUCCAGAAUUGAUAAAGGGUCCUUGGACUAAAGAAGAAGACCAGAGGGUUAUUGAAUUAGUUCAGAAAUAUGGACCAAAAAGGUGGUCUUUAAUCGCAAAACAUUUAAAAGGAAGAAUAGGCAAGCAGUGCAGAGAAAGAUGGCAUAAUCACUUGAAUCCUGAAGUAAAGAAAUCUUCUUGGACAGAAGAAGAAGACAGGAUCAUAUAUGAAGCACAUAAGCGGCUGGGAAACCGUUGGGCAGAAAUUGCUAAAUUGCUUCCUGGAAGGACUGAUAAUUCUAUCAAAAAUCACUGGAAUUCUACGAUGCGAAGAAAAGUAGAGCAGGAGGGCUACUUACAAGAUGGAAUAAAGUCAGAGCGGUCUUCAUCAAAACUUCAGCAUAAACCUUGUGCGGCUAUGGACCAUUUGCAAACCCAGAAUCAGUUUUACAUACCUGUUCAGAUCCCUGGUUAUCAGUAUGUAUCACCUGAUGGCAAUUGUGUUGAACAUGUUCAGACAUCUGCCUUUAUUCAGCAACCCUUUGUUGAUGAAGACCCUGAUAAGGAAAAAAAAAUAAAGGAACUUGAGUUGCUUCUUAUGUCAGCUGAGAAUGAAGUUAGAAGAAAGAGGCUCCCAUCUCAACCUGGAAGCUUUUCUAGCUGGUCUGGUAGUUUCCUCAUGGAUGACAGCAUGUCUAACACACUGAAUAAUCUCGAGGAACACACUACUGAGUUUUAUAGCAUGGAUGAAAAUCAGACUGUUUCUGCUCAGCAGAACUCACCCACGAAGUUUCUAGCUGUAGAAGCAAAUGCUGUACUGUCUUCUCUACAGACUAUCCCAGAAUUUGCAGAGACUCUAGAACUUAUUGAAUCUGACCCUGUAGCAUGGAGUGACGUUGCCAGUUUUGAUCUUUCUGAUGCCGCUGCUUCUCCUGUCAAGUCUACCCCAGUUAAACUAAUGCGAAUCCAACAUAACGAAGGAGCCAUGGAAUGCCAAUUUAAUGUCAGCCUUGUACUUGAAGGGAAAAAGAACAGCUGUAAUGGUGGAGACAAUGAAGCUGUCCCUCUAACCUCCCCAAAUGUGGUCAAAUUUAGCACUCCACCAACCAUCCUCAGAAAGAAGAAGCGGAUACGAGUGGGCCAGUCUCUAGGCAACGAGCUAGGGGAUGGCUCAUCCCAUGAAGGAAGUAAUACAGCACUGAGACACACACCAGUGAAAACACUACCGUUUUCUCCUUCACAGUUUUUUAAUACAUGUCCUGGGAAUGAACAACUUAAUAUAGAAAACCCUUCAUUUACAUCAACCCCAAUUUGUGGGCAAAAAGUUCUGAUUACAACUCCUCUUCAGAAGGAAGCAACUCCCAAAGACCAAAAAGAAAAUGUAGGGUUUAGAACACCUACUAUUAGAAGAUCUAUAUUGGGUACUACACCAAGAACUCCAACUCCAUUUAAGAAUGCACUUGCUGCUCAGGAAAAGAAAUAUGGACCUCUUAAAAUUGUGUCCCAGCCACUUGCCUUCUUGGAAGAAGACAUUCGAGAAGUUUUAAAAGAAGAAACUGGAACAGACAUAUUCCUCAAAGAGGAAGAUGAACCUGAUUACAAAAGCUGCAAGCAAGAGCAUUCUGCAUCUGUGAAGAAAGUUAGAAAAUCACUAGCCUUAGAUAACUGGGACAAAGAAGAACCAGGCACUCAGCUACUAACUGAAGACAUUUCAGACAUGCAGUCAGAAAAUAUACUUACAACAUCUUUAUUAAUGAUACCAUUAUUGGAAAUACAUGACAAUAGGUGCAACUUGACUCCUGAAAAACAAGAUAUAAAUUCAGCCAACAAAACAUAUACACUUACUAAAAAGAAACCAAACCCUAACACUUCUAAAGUUGUCAAAUUGGAAAAGAAUCUUCAGUCAAAUUGUGAAUGGGAAGCAGUGGUAUAUGGGAAGACAGAAGACCAGCUUAUCAUGACCGAACAAGCAAGAAGAUACCUGAGCACUUACACAGCCACCAGUAGCACUUCGAGAGCUCUGAUACUCUAAUUGUUACUAACACUGAUAGAAUUGCUACCCCUUAUUGUGCUCUCUGCCAUAUUAGGAUGCAAUG
Molecule: messenger RNA, 2440 nt
Organism: Phodopus roborovskii (desert hamster)
Lineage: Eukaryota; Metazoa; Chordata; Mammalia; Rodentia; Cricetidae
Gene: Mybl1
Product: MYB proto-oncogene like 1
Exons: 16
Coding region: 121-2376 (751 amino acids)
Biological process (GO): regulation of DNA-templated transcription
Cellular component (GO): nucleus
Molecular function (GO): DNA-binding transcription factor activity, RNA polymerase II-specific; RNA polymerase II cis-regulatory region sequence-specific DNA binding
Source: RefSeq, a predicted model, not a curated record